AUGAUGCCAUCUGUAAACGAUGCAGAUGCUCCAUGCGCAUCUACAGAAGAGGAUCUGCCUGGCUAUGUUCGAUCGAAGAAACCCAACUCAUCCAUGAUAUGUUCGUCAUCGUCAAUCCGACAACGACGUGAUCUGCUUACCUACCUCGUAGUGAUUUUUCUUAUCGGAGAAUUGGUGGCUGUAGGUGAGUUAGUUGUUUAUGGCUUCACUAUUGCUUUCUGA
This is a messenger RNA of Haemonchus placei, 222 nucleotides long. Lineage: Eukaryota; Metazoa; Nematoda; Chromadorea; Rhabditida; Trichostrongylidae. The record is from the annotation of a GenBank genome assembly.